Cynoglossus semilaevis (tongue sole) is the source of this 1548-nucleotide messenger RNA. RefSeq names its product Ras converting CAAX endopeptidase 1a (gene rce1a). Gene Ontology annotation, cellular component: endoplasmic reticulum membrane. Gene Ontology annotation, molecular function: metalloendopeptidase activity. The coding region runs from base 193 to 1155 and encodes 320 amino acids. The record is from RefSeq and is a predicted model, not a curated record. Gene Ontology annotation, biological process: CAAX-box protein processing. The transcript is spliced from 9 exons. NCBI's taxonomy places the organism in Eukaryota, Metazoa, Chordata, Actinopteri, Pleuronectiformes, Cynoglossidae.
AAGAAGAAUCCCUGUGAUGACGCAGAAUACUAGCGCCGGAAAAGCUUGCACCUCAAGUUAGCAUUAUUAGCCUCUGUUUCGACAGCUUUUAACAAGUUCUCAGCUGAUGGUAACGGCUGAUUAUUAGGAGUAGAUGGUCCAGCGGCCGCGCCUGUGCUCAGGAGUUUGCUCUAGACUCAGCCGACAGUCGACAUGGCGGCGGAUUUAUCAACAAAUCUUCUGACAGAGGAGUUGAGGCACAGUAAUGGCGGCUUUACAGCUCCCGAGAGUCUGUGCUGGCCGUCAUUGCUGUCCUGUCUGCUUCUCGCCUGCUCCUAUGUGGGCAGUUUGUACGUGUGGAGGAGUGACCUACCCAGGGAUCACCCGACUGUGAUCAAGAGACGCUUCACUAGUGUCCUGAUUGUGUCAGGCCUGUCACCUGUCUUUGUGUGGACAUGGAGAGAAUUCACAGGCAUCACGACUGACUCUUCAUUACUUGCUCUCAUGGGGAUCCGGUUUGAAGGCCUGAUUCCUGCUAUCAUACUUCCCCUGUUUCUUACCAUGGUCUUAUUUUUGGGCCCGCUCAUGCAGCUGGCCAUGGACUGCCCCUGGACCUUUGUGGAUGGCAUCAGAGUAGUCCUUGACCCUUACUUUUGGGCACUGUGCUUCAGUGAUAUGCGUUGGUUGAGAAACCAGAUCGUAGCUCCUUUGACAGAGGAGCUAGUCUUCAGGGCCUGCAUGCUUCCCAUGUUGGUACCGUGUGCGGGCCCGUCUCUUGCUAUCUUCACCUGUCCGCUUUUCUUUGGAGUGGCUCACUUCCACCACGUGAUUGAGUUGCUUCGUUUUCGACAGGGGACACUGUCUGGAAUUUUUCUGUCCGCAGUGUUUCAGUUCUCCUACACAGCAGUCUUUGGUGCCUACACUGCCUUUAUAUUCAUCAGAACAGGUCACCUGAUUGGUCCUGUUCUCUGCCACUCCUUCUGCAAUUACAUGGGGUUUCCUGCCAUCAGCACAGCAAUGGAGCAUCCCCAACGCCUCACUGUCCUUUCCUCCUACUUGCUUGGAGUCAUUCUUUUUCUCUUUCUCCUCUUGCCCUUCACCAACCCUUACUUCUACGGUUUCCCGACACCAGUCUGCACACUCAUCUCCUCCCUAAGUUCCCUCUGCCUCUCCUGAUCUCUGGCUCGAACUGUCACUUCAUGUGAACCAAUCCCCCUCGGCGUGCUACAACUUUGAAAAUAUUCCGAAGUAGCCAAGACCUCCAUCAAUCAUAUGAUUUGGCGGGCUGUCACCAGGCCUCUGGUCGGAUGUCUGCUAAAGUCAAGUACUUUACUUCACAGGAGAACAGUGACGUUGCUGCCCUGUCACUUUGAUGUGACCAGAUGAACGUGUAGACAACUAGGGGUGAGACGAUGUGCUUUGGUCACAAAAUGACCAACUAAAGUACAGUUUUGAUUUCUAUCACGAUUCUUGAUUAUUGUAAUAGUACAGGUAUCGUGAUUCCAUGUAGUUGGUAACUGCGAAUUUCUUCUUAAAAAAACAAACAAGUUGAAACAUACACUUGUAGAG